ACGGACGCUAAAAUGCUGAACUGAGCUAGUUGUGGGUGUUUUAUUAGUGAUUUUGUACGCGCCCGCGCCGCUUCAGCCAAAACGCAAAAGAGGACGAACUAGGAAGUCACGCGCAAAACCAGAAACGAUAAUAAAUAAUAUCACACGCAAAAUACAAACGUGCAAUUUUCAUUUCGAAGUUGUUAAGUUGAAAAGCAGUUAACGUUACCGUUAAACAACAAUAGCAACAACAAAAAUCAAAACUAAUCAUGAUGAUCUCGUGCAAUUGCUUGAAUUUUAAUGCCACCUCGCCGCAGCUGCAGCGCAGCCUGAGCACUGGUGCAGGCUCCGGAGGGGCUGGCAAUGCCAACAGCAAUAAUAAUAAUAAUCAUAAUAACAACAAUAGCAGCGCAGGAGCCGGCGAGGCUGCGCUGCCAGCGCUGCUUUCGCAGAAAUUUGUGCAAACCCUGCCAAGGGAUUUUAUCUACCACAGCAUUUUUAUGGAUUUCUUCAAGCAUGCAUAUGGGCCCAUUCCAGAUCUAACCAUAAAUGCCAUCAAUCAGCGUGAUUUAAUAUACAGCCUCACUCUGAACGUGGCUGGCCACUGCUGGCAGCUGUGCCUCUGCAUCAACUGUAAGGUGGUGCUGUGUGCCAAACGCUUGACGGCCGGCGCUGGCGCCACGCCCACACUCUACCUCAUCAACAGCCAGCUGUUGUGCAGCAACGAACAGCUAGCGCUCCGACGCAGCCAUAAAUCCUAUUCGGAGGCCUUUGAGCUGCUAAUCAUGGAUAACGAUGAUGCUGCGCCAGUUGGUGGAGCAACAGCCGUUGUCAAUUUGCCGCCACCGACAUCUACAGCAUCGUUGACGGGCAUUGUCAGCUCCUCGUCCAGCCUGAGCAUUGGCUCACUGUCCACCCAGGCGCCGCUCGAUGGCCGGCUGCAGCGUUUGCGCCAGCUGCAGGCACAUCAGCAGGCGCGACUUCAGUCCGAGAUCAACGGGACCAAUGAGCGUAUCGAACGCUACACGGAGCAGCAGUUCGCGCUGCUGAAGAGCUUUCGCGAGAAGUGCGACCAGGAAUGGGCGCUCCUCGCGCGUCAAAUACAACAAAUACCUGAACAGGAUUGCGAGCUGCUCGAUCGUGCCAUGCCCGUUGCCCUGGAGGUGACGGGCGGCGGCAAUGGCUGCAUUGGCUAUGCUGCCGGACCGGGUGGACGGCGUCGCAAUACCAUAAGCAGCCGGCGUGAGCUGGGCAUGCCUGCCACGCCCACCACACCACUAUUGCAACCGCCCAGUUUUUUGCCCUUGACGCAAGAUGCGUCGUCGUUGCAGCAGCAGCAGCAGCAACAACAGCAGCCGCUGCCCAGCGCCACCAUUUUAACCACGCGCAAAAUGUCCAACUUUGAUACGCCGCCUGCCACACCAGAAGCCACGCCCAUGAGCGUGGGCAACAGCCCCACCUUCAGGCAACAGCAGCAGCAGGCCUCGGCUGUUGCCAACAACACGUUGCUGCUGGCCAAGGCGUCUGCGGCCGCCACGACGAGCGCAGAUGAUGCCGACGACUGUCUGUUCGAUCUGGAGGAUGUCGAUGGAGUCAUCCAGACAUCGCCCAUCUAUCAGCAGCAGCAGCAGCAGCACUAUCAACGGCUGCACCAACAGCAGCAGCAGCAGCAACAGCUGCACCAUCAGCACGAGGACAACAUGAGCGAUGCCGACGAGGCGGAAGAUGCCCUCGACUUGGACAGCUCGUUGCCCAUAGCGAUGAGGGGCGUUGGCGCCAACGGGCGGGGCGUGUCGGCGCAUUUGCUCUAUGCCCGGAGUCUGCCCGUGGAGAUAGCCAACUCGCCGUUGGCGGAACGUGCCAAUAACAAUAACAAUCAGCAGCAUGUUCUGCUCGAGGAUGACGAGGUUCUGGACAAUACUGUGGACAUAGCAGCCAGCAUUAAGGCCUUGGCCAAGAGCGUGCAUGGCGAGGCUGUUUUUGGGGACUUGCCACGCCCCCGUCUGCGCUCCCAGAUCUAAAUGUUUUGAAACGACAACAACUACGUGAAUCAGCGUAUUUAAUAAUUUGUUAUAAAAGAAAAAAAAAAAAGGAAAGAAACGCAAGAAAAAACUCAGCUGUUUAUUCUAAACUAAAUUAGUUUGCUCAACGAAAAACCGAGACACUUGAAGCGCCUUCAUCAAGCACACCCAAACACACACACUCACACGCAUACUAUAUAUCUUUAUAAAACCCACACAUACACAUACAUACAUGCAUAUGCACCCUAACAUUUAGUUAAGCAACAAAAAGUUUAAGUAAUUUCAUGUAAUUUCCCUACACCCUUUUUUUCUUGCUUUAUUUUUUUAAGUGAAAAAUUCGUGCUCUUCCGUUUGGAUUAGCGAAUUGUGAAAUGUGUAUUUUCUUUUUUUUUCCUUCUUCUACGUACGAAAAGUGUUCGGCAUUGUCCGCCGUCACAUUUGGAAUUAAUUAAUUAACUGAUGAUGUUGUUAGUUUAUACAAUGAAUUAAUUAUAUAUCUCGAUGCAUACAAUACAAAUACAAAACAUACAAAUACAAAAUGCACACGACCAACCAACGUGUAA
Messenger RNA from Drosophila novamexicana, 2563 nucleotides. RefSeq lists its product as uncharacterized. Lineage: Eukaryota; Metazoa; Arthropoda; Insecta; Diptera; Drosophilidae. Gene Ontology annotation, biological process: neurotrophin TRK receptor signaling pathway; negative regulation of TOR signaling; negative regulation of protein kinase activity. Gene Ontology annotation, cellular component: cytoplasm. The transcript is spliced from 4 exons. The coding region runs from base 249 to 2000 and encodes 583 amino acids. The record is from RefSeq and is a predicted model, not a curated record.